GUGUCCUCCUAGUUCAGAUGGAGACAGCAAGUUCCUCUGGCUCCUGGCUCUCCCGCUGCCUCAUCGCACUGGUCUCCCUCCAGCUGCCCAUACACGUGUCAGGGGACUCCGGCAAGUUCCACCUGGCCCCGCUAGGGGGCACAGCCAAGCUGCUCUGCCCUCUCUCGCUCUGGUCGGUGCCGACGCUCACCGAGGUGCGGUGGCUGCGGUCCCCGCCCCGGGGGCUCUCCCAGGUUGUUCACGCGUUGCGGGAUGGCCGAGUCCGCGAGGAAGAUGUGGCACCGGAGUAUAAGGGGAGGACGGCGCUGGAGAGAGACGAGCAAGAGGGAAAUGUCACACUGGAGAUCCGCAACGUCCGGCUGGAGGACCGAGGGCAGUACCGAUGUCAGGUCCGGGUAGCAAACAUGACUCGGGAGGGCACCGUGGUCCUGCAGGUUGCAGUUCUAGGCUCCGACCCCUACAUCCACGUGAAGGGCUACGACGCUGGAUGGAUCCAGCUGGUGUGCAGGUCGGUAGGAUGGUUCCCCAUGCCUUGGGCCGAGUGGAGAGACCCUCAAGGCAGGGUGCUUCCAUCCGAGCCCGAGGCCCCUUCCCUGGACAAAGCCGGGCUCUUCAAAGCAGCGGUGUCCAGCAAAGUCAGGGACAGCACCGUGGGCAGCGUGUCCUGCACCCUCCGCAACGUGGCCCUUGGUCAAGAGAAGACCACAGCCAUGCUCAUAGCAGCCCCAUCUCCAGGGAGGAUCUCCCCCUCAGCAGUGGCUCUUGCUGUGAUCCUGCCUGUCCUGGUGCUUCUCAUCGUGGUGGGCAUUUGCCUCAUCUUGAGGGAAAGACGAUCAAAAGAGAAGCUUCUGUAUGAACAGGUGACGGAGGUAGAAAAUCUUCUCUCAGACCAUGCAAAAGAAAAAGGAAGACUCCAUAAAACCCUCAAGAAACUCCGGAGUGAACUGAAGUUUAAAAGAGCUGCAGCCAACUCAGGCUGGAGGAGGGCCCGGCUGCACUUCCUGGCGGUGACCCUGGACCCCGACACUGCGCAUCCCAAACUCAUCCUGUCUGAGGACCGCAGAAGUGUGAAGCUGGGGGACAGAAGGCAGCCUGUGCUCGACAACCCCCAGAGAUUUGACUUCGUCGUCAGCGUCCUGGGCUCCGAGUCCUUCAUGGCUGGUUGUCACUACUGGGAGGUGUAUGUGGGAGACAAGACCAAGUGGAUCCUGGGGGUGUGCAGUGAUACCGUGAGCAGAAAGGGGAAGGUCACCGCCUCUCCUGCCAAUGGACACUGGCUUCUGCGACAGAGUCGUGGGACCGAGUAUGAAGCUCUCACGUCCCCGCAGACCUCCUUCCGCCUGAAAGAGUCCCCGCGCUGCGUGGGCGUUUUCCUGGACUACGAAGCAGGAACCAUCUCCUUCUACAAUGUGACCAACAAAUCCCACAUCUUUACUUUCACCCACACGUUCUCUGGCCCCCUUCGACCUUUCUUUGAACCUUGCCUUCAUGAUGGAGGGAAAAACAAGGCACCGCUAAUCAUCUGCUCAGAACUCCAGAAAUCAGAAGAAUCGGUUGUCCCCAAGCCAAAUGAAAAAGGCCAUGCUAACGGAGAUGUGGUCCGGAAGGUGGACUCUUCCCAUCUCCGGAAGGUGGACUCUUCCCUCCUGCCCCCUGACCUUGGCCCGGCCCUCCGGGGGCUCAAGGUUCCUUCUUUUUAGGGAGGUAUGUCAUUAGCUGCUCCUCUGAACAUCCAGCCCAGUGCUCUGGAUUUCAGUCUCCUGGCCCAACACGAUUCUGAAACAGCUCAUCUCCUUUCCCCAAAUCCAGAGCCUUUUGUGGUUCUGUUCAUGCCACCUUGGUCCCAGUUCUAAACCCUGUCUCCUUCUGGGGACUUGAAGUUCCCAUUGCCCUGGAAGAAUUCUUGAAAACCAAAUGAACAAUCAGAUUAGGUUUAGGUGGCAAUGUUGAGUGUGUGUCACUGAGAUCCAGGGGUUCUCCAUUCAAGGGGCUAUUUUUUUUUUUUUUUGUAUCCUCAACCGAGGACAUUUUUU
Molecule: messenger RNA, 2033 nt
Organism: Molossus molossus (Pallas's mastiff bat)
Lineage: Eukaryota; Metazoa; Chordata; Mammalia; Chiroptera; Molossidae
Gene: ERMAP
Product: erythroblast membrane associated protein (Scianna blood group)
Exons: 11
Coding region: 18-1700 (560 amino acids)
Biological process (GO): regulation of cytokine production; T cell receptor signaling pathway
Cellular component (GO): external side of plasma membrane
Molecular function (GO): signaling receptor binding
Source: RefSeq, a predicted model, not a curated record